Molecule: messenger RNA, 1038 nt
Organism: Punctularia strigosozonata HHB-11173 SS5
Lineage: Eukaryota; Fungi; Basidiomycota; Agaricomycetes; Corticiales; Punctulariaceae
Product: SMAD/FHA domain-containing protein
Exons: 5
Coding region: 24-917 (297 amino acids)
Biological process (GO): mRNA splicing, via spliceosome; maintenance of RNA location
Cellular component (GO): nucleus
Molecular function (GO): protein binding; mRNA binding
Source: RefSeq, a predicted model, not a curated record
UACCGGGUGCCUUGUAGCAGCUCAUGCCGCAGGAUAAUAGAAGCUCGGGAGGAUACAGGGACAGUCGAAGGAACGACUACGACCGAAGAGACGACUACAACCGAAGAGACGACGACGACCGAAGAGAUUAUAUCAAUUCACGAGGCUACAGCGGCAGGCGGAGAAGAUCCACCUCUCGAGAACAAGACCGUUAUUUUCGACGGCGAAGGGAUGAAGUGAAGGACAUUAGGCGCACUUCCGGAGAACGCGAGCCCGACCGCGAACACGAGCACGACGGAGCGCGCUACCGGGACGCACGACCAAGAGAGAGGGCGAGAGACGUGGAUAGAACCGGAAGCUCCGGACCUUCGCGCACAAACCGGUCUGCGUCCCCCCGCCGUCGAUCACGGCCUCGCUCUCAACGAUCGGGCUCUCGUUCCGCGUCACCCGAGGACAAGGCAAAACCAAACUUCGGCGCUUCGGGCUUGCUGGCGGCGGAGACGAAGAAGGUUCAACAUACCGACGGGACAAGCACGGUUCUCAAGUACCAUGAGCCUCCCGAAGCUCGUAAACCCCAGGCCCGCUGGCGCUUAUACGUCUUCAAAGGGAGCGAGCAGGUCGAGCUGCUUCAUAUCCACGCACAAAGCGCGUAUCUCUUUGGUCGAGAUCGAGCUGUCGUUGACGUUCCUCUUGAGCACCCAUCAUCGUCCAAACAGCAUGCUGUCAUACAAUAUCGAGCGAUCAACGAAAAGAAUGAGUUCGGGGAGGUAAAGGCUGUUGUCAAGCCUUUCAUCAUCGAUUUGGAGUCUACGAAUGGCACUCACGUCAAUGACGUACAAAUACCAGCUGCUCGUUAUUACGAACUCCAACUAAACGAUGUUAUCAAGUUUGGAUUGUCGGCUCGCGAAUAUGUCCUACUUCACGACGACGCCGCAUAGUUUUCAGACAGGGUAAACAUCGGUACUCUCAGGCACGUUUCGCAGGUAUGAGGAAGAGUAUUGUAACUACGCCAAUACAUCUGAUGUUACAACACAUUGUUGAAUAGUACUACUACGCUGC